Messenger RNA from Neodiprion fabricii, 2421 nucleotides. RefSeq names its product abl interactor 2 (gene Abi). The coding region runs from base 147 to 1586 and encodes 479 amino acids. The record is from RefSeq and is a predicted model, not a curated record. The transcript is spliced from 5 exons. Gene Ontology annotation, molecular function: SH3 domain binding. NCBI's taxonomy places the organism in Eukaryota, Metazoa, Arthropoda, Insecta, Hymenoptera, Diprionidae.
UAAAUUCGGUUCCUACGCUACGGUAGUGCUGCAUAGUGAGCAUCGGUUGAUUAUUUGAUUUUUGAUAAUACUCUGGUUAAUAUAUUGAUUGAGAAUAUCGGUAAAUAUGAAUUAAUGCAACCAGCAGUAGUAGCUGUUUGUUGAUAAUGGCUGAGUACCGUAGUUCAGACUCGUAUCGUGUGUCUUCAGGAGUGGGAAGCGAUUCUGAAGUAAUGGCAGAAUUAGCGGCACUUUUGCGCCAUGAAAUCCCUGAUGGGAGAAGCCACCUGGCCGAUAGUCACACAAAUUUGGAGCGAGUAGCAGAGUAUUGCGAGGCAAAUUAUUUCCAAGCCGAGAACAAACGACUAGCUCUUGAAGAAACUAAAAAUUACACAACUCAGUCACUUGCCAGUGUUGCAUAUCAAAUAAACACGCUGGCUUAUAACUUUCUGCAGUUGUUGGAUCUACAAACUUCGCAACUUGCGGAAAUGGAAAGUCAGAUGAACCACAUUGCUCAGACAGUUAUGAUUCACAAGGAAAAGGUUGCCAGAAGGGAAAUAGGUGUUCUUACUGCGAACAAAAUGACCACGAGACAGUAUAAGAUUAUUGCACCGGCAAAUCCUGAAAAACCUAUAAAAUAUGUAAGGAAAAGCAUUGAUUACACCAUCUUGGAUGAGAUUGGUCAUGGUGUACGAAGCGGAGGUACUCCUAGAAGCAAACAGCGUGGGGGGAGCCAGGGCAGUGUACAAAGUCUCGGUGCCGCUUCGACUGGUUCUGGUUUAGGUGCAGUGAUUGUGGGUCCAGCACCUACUACGAAGCCACCAACUCCACCACAAACAGUCCGAACAGGAACACUGAGUAAGGGCUCCCGUGAGUACAGAACACCACCCGCAGUGGCUCCACCCCAAGUUCCCAGUCACUAUGCACCCAAUUACCCCUUAGGUCAUCCUAGACGGGAACGAGGACCCGGUUAUAGUACAUUGCCACUCCACGCUCAUACCACCCCGCAUCCCUCUCAUGGGCUUCAGCAUACAGCUCAUACUGCUACUCUUACUCAACACACCCUACCUCCCCAAGUUGGAACUGUUCAUCCACUUCAAAGCCAUCCGCAAACUCCACCUCCCGCUCCACCCAGUAUCACCGGAGCUGCAGGCUAUGUCCAAGAACAUCUCAACAGCAUGCCACCACCUCCCUCGCCGCUAGUUGGCUCUGGGGGUGAAAUGACUAAUUACAGUGGUCACCAUACUCUGCCGCAUCGACUAUCUCAUCAAGUUAGCCGCAGCAGUGGAGCAAGCAGCCCUCCAUUGCCUCCACCGCCACCCCCUGAACACGACGAACAUUCUCAAUUUGGAAGACCACAGCAACCAUCUGGUGCUAUUAUGCCGAUUGUGCCAGAUGAGGAAGACUUACCUGGAUGGGUACCAAAGAACUAUAUUGAGAAAGUGGUGGCCAUUUAUGAUUAUUAUGCCGAUAAAGAAGAUGAAUUGAGCUUCCAAGAGAGUUCGGUUAUCUAUGUUUUGAAGAAGAAUGACGACGGAUGGUGGGAAGGCGUAAUGGAUGGAAUAACUGGACUAUUUCCUGGGAACUACGUAGAGCCCUGCGUUUAGAAUACCUAUUUCCUUUCUAAUUUGGAUCGAUUAGUUUUUCUAUGAUGAGUACUAGUGGUUAAUAAUCGAAUAUUACAGUUACAAAAUUGUUGUACGAUAUAUGAAUCAGUGAUUUGAAACUGCACUUUUGCGGUCCAAGAGUCUUUGCAUUUGAACACUAUUUCGUACGUGUUUGUUCCGCUUGUUAUAUGAAGUGACGAGAUCUUUGCGGGUAUUUGAAAUGCAAGGCUAUCUCCAAACGCGCUAUAUUGCCGAUUCAUUGAAACUGAUAUCCUUGUAGUUUUUGUUACCAAACCACUUCGGAAACAAUAUCGUACAUAUGGUUUCAGUAAAUUAAUUCGUAAUUAUUAGUUUACUCCUUGGCUCUUCUGAGAAAAUAAUUCCGUAGUGUGAUGAACUUUCUAUGAAUCCUGAAAAAAGAAUUACCCUGCAACUCCUGUAACUUUAGACUAAUAUUUGAAAUGUAAAAUAAUCAAUGAAAUCGAUCUGGGUGAAUAAUUUUUUUUUUUUUUUUUAUGAAAUUAGUAAAAAGUACAUUCUAUAUACCAAACUGAAAAAAAAUAUAUUGUAGGUCACAAGUAAUUGUGUCCUAUAUCAUAAAAUAGUAGUCUACUUAUUAGGUGUAGUAAAUCGCUUGAUAUGCCUGGAGGUAUAUCAGAGCGGCCUAGGAUAGCUAUAUUAUGAGUGUAUAAGUUGACAUUAUACCCAUCUUUUCAAGUUGUUUGCUAAUCGUGGGAUACUUCUAUGCGUAAGGAUUACAUAUAAUAGACUGCGAUUGUUAAACUACAUAAGAUUGAAUGGAACCUUGUUUACUCUGAAUAAACGAAAUAUUCAG